This is a messenger RNA of Cryptotermes secundus, 1821 nucleotides long. Its product is annotated as phosducin-like protein. Bases 115 to 969 code for a protein of 284 amino acids. The transcript has a single exon. Gene Ontology annotation, biological process: regulation of G protein-coupled receptor signaling pathway. Lineage: Eukaryota; Metazoa; Arthropoda; Insecta; Blattodea; Kalotermitidae. The record is from RefSeq and is a predicted model, not a curated record.
CAAAGCGUCGGUGUCAAUAUACUCUUGCGGGCCCUUGCACUCCAUCAUUUGUUUUUUAGACGUUCGGUGUUUGAGUGUAGUGGUGAAGAAGCAAGUUUUGUCUUAUUUAGGGAAAUGACAACGUUCGAGGAUAAAUUGUUGGGAGAAAAGGCCCACUGUUACUGCAGCAGUAGUGAGAGUGAAGGGGAGAAAUCAGAUGAUGAAGAUGGUGUUAAAGAAGUGAUGAAGGAAGCAGAAUCUGUUCCUCCUCCAGAUCCAUAUAAAUGGGAAGGAUCUUCAACAAACACAGGCCCCAAAGGUGUAAUGAAAGACUGGCAGAGGUUCAAACAGUUGGAAAUCGAGAAGAGAGCUGAACAAGAAAAAGAAAGGCAAGCUCUAAUAGAAAAACUGUCUCUUACUUGUAAGUCGCCAAUGGAAGAAGACGCUAAGAAAAAUGCAGAUGUGGAUCCAGAGAUGGCGGAAUUAUUGUCAGAUGAAUUUUUACUGCAAUAUCAGAAGCAAAGAAUGGAAGAAAUGAUGGCUAAGUUGGCCACUCUCCCAACAUUUGGAAAAGUUUUGAACCUUAAAGAUGGGCAAGAAUUCCUCGAUGCAAUUGAUAAAGAAGAUAAAGCUGUCACGAUUGUAGUACAUAUAUAUGAAGAAAAUAUUCCAGGCUGUGAAGCAAUGAAUGGGAGUCUUAUUUCCCUGAGCCAAGAUUAUCAGCAGGUUAAAUUCUGUAAGAUGAUUGGAUCCGUUGCAGGAAUAAGUAAACGCUUUAAAAUAAGUGGAGUUCCAGCUCUUCUGGUGUACAAGGCAGGGCAGUUAGUUGGAAACUUUGUUCGUGUCAGUGAGGAAUUAGGUGAUGACUUUUUUUCAGAAGAUGUGGAAAGUUUCCUUUUGGAGCAUGGCAUGCUACCAGAUAAAACUUGUGUGCCAUCGAUCAUCAAGUCACAGAAUGAUGCUGAUGAUAGUGAUCUCAGCCUUGAAUGACGGUAGCAUUUGAUACGAAGGCAAAUGUGCAUAACAAAAUGUUGCAUAAUUGCCUUUAAUGUUUGCAGUGUUUACAUUGUUAUUCAGGUCUGCAACUGCCUUCUUGUUGAACACACUUAACACCAGGCUUUAUAUGUAUGUGUGGCAGGUAGUGCAAAAUGAAAUGAGACCUGAUGCUAUUUAGGUGUUACAGAAUUGUUCACUUAUUGCUGUUAAACUUGAUUCCUUUUAAAUUAUGUGUUUAGUUACAGAAGCCAAGUGCAUUAAAAUUUGGAUCCUGUUGGAAUUGCAGUUGCAGUCAUUCUGAGAUAAGUCAUUUUUUAUGACUUAUGACUUCCCUUUUCAGUCUUUAGUUUUCAGCACACCACAGUGAUCCUGGUGGGUAUGAUUGUAAUUGCGUGGCAGUAUUGUGUGGUUUGAUUGCAGUUUAAAAUAAUGUUUAGAUUAUGAAUAUGUUUGGAAGUUGUUUUUGUCAUUUUUUGUAUAUGAAAUGUGUGUUAACCCUUUAAAGAAUGAAACAGAUCUUAAUAAUAUAUAGAAGUCAGUUUCUAAUACAAACACACCACCAAGCGACUUCCAAGAAAUUUGUUGUCCCUUAUUCUGAGAGCCAGUUGAAUAUAAGGAGUACUCCUUCUGGAAGAAUUCCAAGUUUUUUAACAGUAAAUGAGGUGGUACAUAGGAUUACUAUUACUUGAUAAAGGGUUAGUAUGCUGAACAAAGCACUCUGCUUUGGCAGUCAGUUGUAAAGUUUUAUAAUACUUCACAUUUUCAUAGUGAUAUCGUAUUCAGACUGUAAAUUGCAUAAUGGGUGAAUACAAUUUGAAAACAAGAGGUCCUGUUUGAUGCAAUGAA